This is a messenger RNA of Diospyros lotus (date-plum), 2132 nucleotides long. RefSeq lists its product as uncharacterized. The record is from RefSeq and is a predicted model, not a curated record. NCBI's taxonomy places the organism in Eukaryota, Viridiplantae, Streptophyta, Magnoliopsida, Ericales, Ebenaceae. The coding region runs from base 390 to 1730 and encodes 446 amino acids. The transcript is spliced from 5 exons.
CUAUAUAUAUGUGGAAUCCUCCAAGUCUCUGGAUUCCUGGUCCCUCUCGGCGCAGAAGCAGAGCGUAUCUAGAGAUAAUUGUGUUUGUUUUUAUGGAAGAUUUCUUAUUCAGAUGCCGUCGGGUUUUCCAUUAUUCUCGCCGUCGCUCUUCCUCGUCGUCGCCGUAUUUCGCCGAGAAACCUGAUCCUUCGAUCGCUCGCUCCAUUCGAUUCACGCUUUGGCUACCAGACGUCGGUUUUCAAUAGAAAGGGAGUUCUCUUGCUCGGUCGUUGACUUCACUUGAGGGAACGAAGGUCCAUCACUUUCUUGAUUUGUGUUUAAGGAGUCAUUUCCUUAUCGAGUUAAUACACGGAAAAGAGAUUAUAUGCCAGUCAUUUUCAUGGCAUAAAAUGAUCACUUCUACUGUUGCUUCAAGUACAAAAAUGUCAUGGAGGAGGACUAAAUCACCUGGUUGGGCUGCAUUUGACCUCAACCAGCACAAAAAAGGACUUGAACUUGAAGAUGAUGAUGAGCCUUACCCACUGCUAUCAAAUGCUAUCACCUCGUCGCCUUCCCAAAACUUUGUGCAGAAUAAUAAUCUCCCUUUGGGACCUUUCUCAUCAGUGCUCCUACCUACUCAGAAAUUCCCAAGUUUAACAGACGUGAAUGGUAAAAAACCACUAGAAGUUGGCAAAUCUAGUGCAACUGCAACUUAUAAAUUCACUAAUGAUGAGUAUACAAAAUUAGAAGAGCUUCACUGCUGGGCUGACAAAAGCUUGAUUCAGGAUAUUAUGGAGGCUGUGGAUAAUGAUGUUCAUAGGGCUUCAGCUUUAUUGAUGGCAAUGGUUUCCCCUAAGAGCUUGGAGCAUAAUGAGGAGAGUAAUAUUAGAGAAUCAAUAUCAAAUUCUGAGCAAUUGUGGAGGAACCCCAAAAAAUUGCAGGUGGAUAAAUGUGAUUCUUCUGGAGAGCAUACAAAUAUUGCGGAUGCGAGGUGUGUUAUUGAAUAUUCUCUCAAUUACAUGAAUGAACUGACCACUAGCCAAGCGUCUUGCGGAAAUCAAAAUUCCAGUGAUGGCAUGGAUAUACAGCUGACUUUGGGGCACAUGACAUCUAUACCUAUUGAGCCGGAGUGGGAAGAGGAUGAUGCCUAUUCAAUCCACAGGAAAGAGGCAAUAAGAAUGAUGAGGUCGGCAGCUCAGCACUCGAGGGCAGCUGCAGAUGCUUAUUUAAGAGGUGAUCACUUUACUGCAAAAGAGUACUCAACAAAGGGUAAGGAGGAAUGGCUGGCUGCUGAGAGGCUUAAUGCAAAGGCGGCAAAGGAAAUUUUCCGUAUCAGGAACAGCAACAAGGGUCUUUGGGAAAUGGAUUUACAUGGUCUUCAUUCAAGGGAAGCAGUACAAGCUUUACAGGAGCGAUUGCAGAAGAUUGAAUCCCUUCUUCCAUUGGAUCAAUCAGCAUCCCCACAUAUAAACAGCAAAGGGACAACCAUGGUGCGUUCCUGGAAGUCUUUAAGUUCUACAGAGCCAGAGGUGGAGAAGUUGCAUGAAUCACGUGCAUCAUCAUGGCAGAAAUCAACUUCAUUGAAUGUCAUAACAGGUCGAGGUAAUCAUAGCCAUGGCGAAGCUGUACUUCCGACGGCAAUUAGAAAUUUUCUGAGUGAGAAUGGGUAUCGUUUUGACGAGACAAGGCCUGGGCUAAUCACAGUACGACCCAAGUUUCAUUCCCUUGAGCGUUUGACAAACUACCGGUAACAAGUUUUUCAGUUCUUAGUUAUGCAGGAGGCAGUUCUUAUAAUUUGGCUGAAGCAGUAGUAGUGUGUUAUUAUCAACCAACAAUACAAUACAUGCAAUACCAAUUCAUUCUGCUCAGCGGCCACUGUGAGAGACAAAAAAGGGACUUGGCAGCAUGUCAUUUAAUUGCGUUGUGCAUAUACGGACUUAGAAAUGGAAGCCUUUCAAAACUUAUCCGUACGGCUAGGAUUGGAUUUGGGAAACAACUUUCAUGCUAGAUAAGUCAUCUGUAAGUAGUAUUUGAUGAUAAAAAUUUAGGGGUUUUUAAGUGCCUCUUUGGUAUUGGGAUUGUUGUGAAUGUUAAUGUUAUGUACUUGUUAGUGAGAAUCAAUUUCGUAAGAAGUGAUUGAACAUUUAAUAUUA